Molecule: messenger RNA, 4014 nt
Organism: Saccharomycodes ludwigii
Lineage: Eukaryota; Fungi; Ascomycota; Saccharomycetes; Saccharomycodales; Saccharomycodaceae
Gene: STE6
Product: ATP-binding cassette a-factor transporter STE6
Exons: 1
Coding region: 1-4014 (1337 amino acids)
Biological process (GO): transmembrane transport
Cellular component (GO): membrane
Molecular function (GO): ABC-type oligopeptide transporter activity; ATP binding; ATP hydrolysis activity
Source: RefSeq, a predicted model, not a curated record
AUGGACAAAAUCCUAAACUUUCAAAAACAUAAAACCACUUCAUUUUUAUAUUCGAAAAAUAUUUACUUUUUUGUUGAUAAAUCCAAAGAUUGGAAAAUAUUACUUAUAAUAUCAUUAACAACUAUAAUCCAAGGUAUUGUACCAUGUAUAAUCAGUAUUUUAACUGGUAAAUGCUUUGGCCUCCUAGAAAAUACAACAAGCAUAUCAUUAUCAUCCAAUGGUAAUAUAAAUAAUCAAUUAACUCUAAAACCAAUGGCCAUACUAGCCACUGGUGCUGCUGCACUACCAAUUGCUUGGGUCAAUAUUGCUAAAUGGAUGGAUUUAGGAGAAAGACAAAGCAUUAGGUCAAGAAGAAGAUUACUUCUGGGUUAUUUAGGUAAACACAUGGGAUGGUAUGACAAGGAAAUAAAAUUAAGUGGUUCAUUCACACAAACUAAUAGAUGCGUAGAAGAAUUAAGAAAUAGUUCUUCUCAGGCAAGUGCUGUUAUUUUCCAAAACUUUGUCACCAUUAUUUCUCUAAUUCUUACCGCAUUUACCUAUUCAUGGUCAAUGACUCUUGUUAUUUUGGCUUCAUCUCCAGUUAUAGCAAUUAUUGCAAGUAGAUGUUCUACAAUAAUCGAAAAAUAUACGAAAUUGGAAAACAAUGAAUCUAUGAAGGGUGCAAAUAAAGUAUUAUGGUGUGUGGACUCGCAAAUAAUGGUUAAAUUAUUUUCUACGCAAAUGCUUGAACUUUUAAACUUUAGAAAAAUUGCGAGAAAUUGCAAUAAUUAUUUCAUUAAGUAUGCCUUUGCAUUUUCACUAAAUCAAGGUUGUUUACGAUGUUUAUCUUUAUGGAUGUUUGUGCAAGGUUUUUGGUUUGCUAAUAGUCAAAUUAAAAAGAAUAAGUUAACUACUACAAACGCUAUGACUUGUUUUUCUGCUUGUGUUUUGUUAGGUGCAACUUUAGUAAGUUCUUUACACCAAAUUGUGGCAUUGCAAAGGGGGAAAGUUGCACUAUCUCAAAUCCAGAAACAAAUAUCAAUAAAUAACUCUUUGGAAGUGCAAAAGUUUCAUGCUCAACAACUAAUUUCCUAUGUUAAUCCAUCAUGUAAUAUUGAAUUCAAGGGGGUAAGUUUUUCAUAUCCAUCAAGAAAGACAGAUUUAGUUUUAAAUCACAUUAAUAUAUCAUUUCAAAAAAAUUGCACCACAUUUAUCAUUGGUAAAUCCGGAUCUGGUAAAUCUACCUUGGGAAAUUUGUUAUUAAAGUUAUACGAUAAUUAUGAGGGUUCUAUAAUCUUAGAUGGGAUUAAUCUCGCUGCCAUAGAUAAAGAUUGGCUUUUUUCUAAUAUAACAUAUGUCGAACAAAAAUGCACCUUAUUCAAUGACACAAUUAAAAACAAUAUUUUAAUGGGUUCUGAAGAUCCCACAACUGUGAACAACUCAUUGUUAAAGCAUUCUUGUCAAUUGGCGUUAUUGGAAAAUGUAUUAUUAAAUCUUCCGGAGGGCUUAAAUACCAUAAUAGGUACCAAUGGCAUAAGUCUAAGUGGUGGGCAGCAACAAAAAGUUGCGCUGGCGCGUGCCUUUUAUAGAAACACACCAAUUUUAAUUCUGGAUGAGGCUUUAAGCGCCCUGGAUAUUGUUCAGCGUGAUUUAAUUAUGAAAGCUAUUAGGAACCACAGAGCUGGCAAAACAACAGUAAUAUUAACUCAUGAUUUAACGCAAAUAAGUUCUGAGGAUUUUGUCUAUCUUCUUGAAAAUGGUGAAGUUAAAGAGUUUGGGCUUCAAAAAAAUUCACUAAAAGAUGUAAACUCCAAAUUAGCCAACUAUUGGUUUUUACAAAACAUUAAAACUGGACAAGAAGAAGCUAAAACACCAAUAAGCCAUCAAACCACGGUUUUGGAUCCUAAUAGCAGUAUUUAUUUACAGAAAAAUUUUACUUCAUCUAAAAUAAGCGAACUGAAAGAAUGCUUAAAUGACGAUGAUGAUUUAUCUGCUACAGAAACUAUUACAGUUCCAUUCUACAAAGAAAACGAAAAAGCACUAUCUCCAGGAUAUCUUCAAAAACAAGCCGACAGAAAUUCUAUCCUUUGUGGGCCAGAUAUUACUGGCGUUUUACCUGAACCAUUUUCUAUACUUGGUAAGGAAAAUAAUACUAGCGUGAAUCUCAAAAAAAGUAAAAAUGAGAAAAAAAGGAAGCGGAAAACCGAUGUUGAAAGUGGCGAUGUUUUAGGCAGGUUGGAUCCACUGCCUAUGAAAAAGGUUCUUUUCAUAAUGUUUUCGACCAUAAAACAUAAAAAAACAUUAGCAAUUGGUUUGAUUUUUGCAAUUGCAACAGGUGUUACUAAUCCUGUUUUUUCAUUUUGUUUCUCCAAAUUAUUGACUGCAGUUGUUCCUAACCAAGAGAAUACAAAUGUCGGGACUGCUGAAUAUUUAAUUAAAUGGUCCUUGAUUCUAUUUACAGUUUCAUUCAUAGACGGUGUUUGUACCUUUUUUGAGAAAUUUCUAUUAAAUUACUGUAGUGAGUAUUGGAUUAUGGAUUUAAGGAUUCUUGCAAUGAAAAAAAUUUUGGACCAGGAUAUGCUUUGGUAUUCAGCUGAGCUCAAUAAAGCUAGCGAAAUUUCUGCAUUACUUUUAAACGACUUGAGAGAUUUGAGGAUUUUAGCCUCUGAUUUUUUAGGUAUUAUUCUAAAAUUAGUAUUGUUAGCCUUUAUUGGUUUGACCUGGGCUAUUGUUGUUGGCUGGAAAUUAAGUUUGGUUUGCAUUUCUUUGUUCCCGAUGUUUAUUUUAUUUUCUGGUGUUUAUGGUUCAAUUUUGCAAAAACAUGAAAAUAAUUACAAAUCUGCUGUUUCUGAUUUAGAAAAUAAAAGUUAUGAAAUUAUUACUUCUAUUAAAACAAUAAGAAUUUUACGAUUGGAGUCAUAUUUUUUAGGCCAAUAUGCUCAAAUUGAAUCAAAAUUAAAAAAAAUAGGCCGUGCACGAGCCUGGGCUACUGGUUUCGGUGUUUCCGUUUUAGCCACACUGACAAUAGCUAUUCAAUCAAUUAUAUAUUACUACGGUUUAAAACUGGUCAUAACUAAAGAGUAUUCAGUGGAGAAAAUGUUUGAAACUUUAACACUGCUUUUAUUCACUAUAAUGUCAAGCAAUUCAUUAAUAAAUAGUAUUCCGGAACUUUCGCGAGGCCAACGGGCAGCAACCUAUGUAUUUAAUAUUAUUGACAGUCCAAUACUUACCGAAAGAAAGGACGCAAAUCCUGUUAGGAAAAGACAAUAUUUAAUUCGAAAUAAGGUUAACGGUCAAAAAUUGAUUCAAGUCAAAAAUCUUUCAUUUAGUUAUCCACAGCUUAAUUGUACUCUAUCUGCUAACAUAUAUAAGAAUUUGAAUUUGACUGUAAAUUUUAAUGAAAAAGUUGGUAUUGUUGGUGACUCUGGCUGCGGUAAAAGUACACUACUAAGCUUAUUUACAAAAUUAUACUUUGUUUCUAAUAAUACCAUAUUUGUUGAUGGAACUGAUAUAAACUUUUGGGAUAUAAAUGCUUUACGAAAUAAUAUUGGUUUGGUACAACAAACCCCUAAAUUUUUUCAAGGUACUGUAAGGGAAAAUUUGCUCUAUGGAUUACCAGUCAAAAUGUUUAAUGAUUGGGAGAUCCAUGAAUCUUUAAAAGCCACCAAUAUAUAUGAUUUUGUUAUGGCUUUGCCAAGGAGAUUAGAUACAGAAAUAGAUACCAAUUUAAUGAGUGGUGGCCAAUUACAACGGUUAGCAAUCAGUAGAUCUUUGUUGCACAAUCCUGUUUUGUUACUAUUAGAUGAGUGUACUUCUGCUUUAGACGCAUUCAAUGCUGAUAAGAUCGAACAAAUGAUUAAAAAUAAAAUACGUAAUAAAUCGGUGCUAAUUGUUACACAUUCAAAAUCCAUGAUGAAAAUUUGUGACAGGCUUUUGGUUAUGAAAGAAGGUGUUAUUUGCGAGGAGGGAACAUUUUCAGAAUUAAUGGAAAAAAAGGGUGAAUUGUAUAGAAUUUUCAAUUUGGAUUUACAAUAA